Molecule: messenger RNA, 750 nt
Organism: Paramecium tetraurelia
Lineage: Eukaryota; Ciliophora; Oligohymenophorea; Peniculida; Parameciidae
Exons: 3
Source: RefSeq, a predicted model, not a curated record
AUGAGUUUAAGUUAAGCAGGUCGUUAAGCCAUAAAUCCAAUUACAGGGGAAUCUAGAUUCUAAUAACCAGAUUAUCGCCGGUCCUAAGAAGUCAAGAAUGAACCUACAAGAACAGCAGAAUCAAGGAGAAACUUUGCAAAUACUUCAGUGCCUGUUGAGAAUUAGGAAUAAAAUAUAUUCUAAAUGGAUAGGAUUGCUCAAUUAUAAGAGUAAGUGUAAAUGCUGGAAAAGUAACUUACAUAAGAAGUUAAGCGGAAUUCUAAAAUGUUAGUUGAUUUGGAAAGAGAAGUUAGGACGAGAGGUUAAAUGGGAGAUCCUAACCAAAUGUUCGAAGACUUGUAGAAUAAGAUGUAUUCCCUGGAAACCAAAAUUAUAGCUUAAGAUAGGCAAAAGAGCGAAUUGGGUUCAAAAGUGGCCAUCUAGGAGUAAAAUCUUAAGGAGUUGUUGUACUUCUUGAAGAACACUUAAAAUAAAGAUACUAACGAGGUUUUGUAGAUGCGAGGAAUGUUACAGGAAAAGAUAACUGAAGAGAGUUCGCAACUCUAAAAAGAGAGAGAGAAGACAAAAGCCUUGUUUAUGGAGAUGGUGAGAUUGGGAGAGUUGUAAGAAAAACUCUAGGAAUCACUUUCGACUUCUCAUCAGCAUUUUGAAUAGAGAAUUAAUGGAAUGGAGAGCAAGAUAUACAAUGGAGAGAAAGCUUUGAUUUAAGUAGCAUAGAGAGGAGAUUCGGGCAUGAAUUUCAUUAAUUGA